Boleophthalmus pectinirostris (great blue-spotted mudskipper) is the source of this 3563-nucleotide messenger RNA. RefSeq names its product neurexin-3b. Bases 1 to 3204 code for a protein of 1067 amino acids. The transcript has 17 exons. The record is from RefSeq and is a predicted model, not a curated record. Lineage: Eukaryota; Metazoa; Chordata; Actinopteri; Gobiiformes; Gobiidae.
AUGCUGGGUUCAGAUGAUUUCUUCUACGUGGGUGGGAGCCCGAGCACAGCAGACCUACCAGGAUCUCCAGUCAGCAACAAUUUCAUGGGCUGUCUAAGAGAGGUGGUGUACAAGAACAAUGACAUCCGCCUGGAACUGUCUCGCCUGGCUCGCAUCGUGGACCCCAAAAUGAAACUUCAGGGGGACAUCGUCUUCAAGUGUGAGAACGUGCCCACCCUGGACCCCAUCAGCUUCGAGAGCCCAGAAUCCGCACUGUCUCUUCCCAAGUGGAACACCAAAAGAGUGGGCUCCAUCUCCUUUGACUUUCGUACCUCCGAACCCAACGGACUCAUCCUCUUCACCCAGGGAAAGGCUCAGGACAGAAGGGACGCCAAGGGACAGAAGAAUACAAAGGUGGACUUCUUCGCCGUAGAGUUGCUGGAUGGAGGGCUGUAUCUGCUGCUGGACAUGGGCUCUGGGACGAUCAAAGUCAAAGCGACGCAGGCCAAGGUCAACGAUGGGAACUGGCACCACGUGGACAUCCAGAGAGACGGGAGAUCAGGCAUUAUUUCUGUAAACAGCCGACGCACGCCCUUCACCGCCUCGGGGGAGAACGAGAUCCUGGACCUGGAGGGAGAUCUCUAUCUGGGCGGUUUACCCGAUAACCGCGUGGGCCUGGUACUCCCGACCGAACUGUGGACCGCCAUGCUCAACUACGGCUACGUGGGCUGCAUCCGAGAUCUGUUCAUCGACGGACGCAGCAAGGACAUCCGCCAGAUCGCCCAAUCGCAGAACGUGACGGGAAUCAAACCUACCUGCACCAAAGUGAGCGGAAAACUGUGCGAUAGUAACCCAUGCAAGAACAACGGACAGUGUAAAGAAGGCUGGAAUCGCUACGUGUGUGACUGCACCGGGACCGGCUACUGGGACAGCACUUGUGAGAAAGAGUCUUCUACCCUGUCCUUUGAUGGGAGCAUGUACAUGAAGGUGGUGAUUCCUCAUGUGAUGCACACGGAGGCGGAGGACGUCUCCCUUCGCUUCAUGUCCCAGCGUGCCUUUGGGCUCCUCAUGGCCGCCACGUCCCGGGACUCUGCCGACACUCUGCGGCUGGAGCUGGACAGUGGGCGGGUCAAACUCACCGUCAACCUGGACUGUGUCAGGAUAAACUGUAACUCCAGCAAAGGCCCUGAGGUGCUUUAUGCCGGACACAAGCUCAACGAUAAUGAGUGGCACUCUGUGAGGGUGCUGCGCCGAGGCAAGAACUUCAAACUCACCGUGGAUGAAGACAUGGCAGAAGGUCAAAUGGCGGGUGAUCACACUCGUCUGGAGUUCAACAAUGUGGAGUUAGGAAUCCUGACAGAAAAGCGUUUUGUCUCGACUACUCCUUCUCCUUUCAUCGGACAUCUUCAGAGCCUGAAGUUCAACGGUAUGCAGUACAUCGAUAUGUGUAAAAACGGAGACAUAGACUUCUGUGAACUCAACGCACGCUUCGGCAUGCGCUCCAUCAUCGCUGACCCCGUGACCUUUAAGUCCAAGAACAGUUACCUGGGCCUGGCCACGCUCCAGGCCUACACCACCAUGCACCUCUUCUUCCAGUUCAAAACCACCUCCUCCGACGGGUUCAUCAUCUUCAACAGCGGAGACGGAAAUGACUUCAUUGCUGUGGAGCUGGUCAAAGGUUUCAUCCACUACGUGUUUGACCUGGGCAACGGUCCGAGUCUGCUCAAGGGGAACAGCGACAGCCCCCUCAACGACAACCAAUGGCACAAUGUAGUCAUCACCAGAGACGCCUCCAACACCCACACGCUCAAAGUGGACGCCAAAUCUGUCACUCAGAACGUCAACGGGGCCAAGAACCUCGACCUCAAAGGUGAUUUGUUCAUUGGAGGACUGGGACCCAACAUGUACCUCAACCUGCCCAAGCUGGUGGUGUCUCGUGAGGGCUUCCAGGGCUGUCUGGCCUCGGUCGAUCUGAACGGGAGACUGCCAGACCUGAUCAAUGACGCCCUUUUCCGCAGCGGGCAGAUCGAGAGGGGCUGUGAAGGGCCUAGUACCACGUGCCAGGAGGACUCUUGUGCCAACAUGGGCGUGUGCAUCCAGCAGUGGGAGAACUUCACCUGUGACUGCACCAUGACCUCCUACACGGGCACACACUGCAAUGACCCUGGCACCACCUACAUCUUCGGAAAGGGCGGGGGUCUCAUCACCUACACGUGGCCGAACAACGAGAGACCGAGCACGCGAACGGACCGCCUCGCCGUGGGUUUCAGCACCACCAUCAAAGACGGUAUCCUGGUACGCAUAGACUCCGCCCCCCGCCUCGGAGACUACAUCAUGCUGCACAUUGAACAAGGCAAAGUGGGCGUGACCUUCAACAUCGGCACAGUGGACAUCAGCGUGAGGGAGGACAUUGCAGUGAAUGAUGGGAAAUACCACCUGGUGCGAUUCACCAGGAACGGAGGAAACGCCACUCUGCAGGUUGACAACUGGCCCGUUAAUGAGCACUUCCCCUCAGGCCGACAGCUGACAAUCUUCAACACCCAAGCCACUAUCUCCAUCGGGGGCAAUGACAGGAAGAGGCCCUACCAGGGUCAGCUCUCAGGCCUCUACUACAACGGCCUCAAGGUCCUCAACAUGGCUGCCGAGGGACACGUCAACAUCAAGGUGAACGGGAGCGUGCGACUGGUGGGAGACGUGCCCACGAGCAAGGGAGCAGCUCGGACCACAACUUCAGUGCCCCCCGAAAUGUCCACCACCUUCAUAGAGACGACAACUACACUGUCCACUACCACCACGAGGAAACAGCGCUCUCCACCCACUAUUCAGCCUACGACAGAUGACAUUGUCUCUUCAGCGGAGUGUUCAAGCGACGACGAGGACCUGGAGGAGUGCGAUUCUGCCGCGGCGUUGCCCACCGUGCCUGGCAUCGUCCGGCGCGUCCCUCCUGGAGCCUCCGAGGUGAUCCGGGAGUCCAGCAGCACCACGGGCAUGGUGGUGGGCAUCGUAUCCGCCGCCGCCCUCUGCAUCCUUAUCUUACUCUACGCCAUGUACAAGUAUAGGAACAGAGACGAGGGUUCCUACCAGGUGGACGAAACCCGCAACUACAUCAGCAACUCGGCGCAAACCAACGGCGCUGUGGUGAAAGAGAAAGCACCCAGCGGCAGCGCCAAAGCAAGCGGGAGUAGCAAGAGACCGAAAGACAAGGACAAGGAAUAUUAUGUAUAGAAAAUUUAGUCAUUUACAACACACAAAAACUGGAGAUAAAUAAACUUUUUAGACAGUACCAUAUUGGCAACUGUGAUUAAAAAAGAAAGACAUCUCCUGAACUGGACUAAAAAGAACUCUGGUGUUCCUGGAAGCACACUAUUGUAUCCAUUACGGACAAAUAAACGCAGUGAAAAUCUAGCGGGGCUCAAAAGGACUUUUUUAAGGAGUCCCCCUCUGAAGACAUUUAGUAGUGUGAAUAAAAACAUCACUGUUGACAUCCACGCAACCCUCUUAACGUGACUGUAGGGGGCGCCACCCUCGGAGUUCUGAAAACAACCUUGUCCAUUGUUAACCCUGUAAAAUACGACCAGUGUCAU